Messenger RNA from Sphaeramia orbicularis (orbiculate cardinalfish), 3826 nucleotides. It is a transcript of the gene cnot6l, whose product is annotated as CCR4-NOT transcription complex, subunit 6-like. NCBI's taxonomy places the organism in Eukaryota, Metazoa, Chordata, Actinopteri, Kurtiformes, Apogonidae. Bases 169 to 1830 code for a protein of 553 amino acids. The record is from RefSeq and is a predicted model, not a curated record. Gene Ontology annotation, molecular function: protein binding; 3'-5'-RNA exonuclease activity. The transcript has 12 exons.
GAAGACGUGCACAGUUGGGACGGGGACGAGCGGAAGUCGCGUUUGUUGUUCUUCCUCCUGUUUCCGAGACGUUCAGGGUCUAAACGGGUUCACCAGCCGCGUCUGCAUGUCUCUCCCGAUUCCCCCCAUAACCCGUCAUCUACCGCCCCCGAAUGAAGAUUAACAGGUAUGCCAAAGGAAAAAUAUGAUCCUCCAGAUCCCCGCAGAUGUUACACCAUCAUGUCAGCCGAGGAGGUGGCCAGCGGGAAGAAGUCUCACUGGGCCGAGCUCGAGAUCUCUGGGCGGGUGAGGAGUCUGAGCAGCUCGCUGUGGACGCUCACCCAUCUGACGGCGCUGCACAUCAACGACAACAACCUGACCCGCAUCCCGCCGGACAUCGCCAAGCUGCCCAACCUGGUCUACCUGAACCUGUCGUCCAAUAAGCUCCGCAGUCUGCCCGCCGAACUGGGCAACAUGGUCUCUCUCAGGGAAUUGCUUUUAAACAACAAUCUUUUACGAGUUCUGCCUUAUGAACUUGGGAGACUUUUCCAGUUACAAACCCUGGGGCUAAAAGGAAACCCUCUGUCCCAGGACAUCCUCAACCUGUACCAGGAACCAGACGGAACCAGAAAGCUUUUGAACUACAUGCUCGACAAUCUGGCAGUGCAUCCGGAGCAGCUUCCCCAAAGACCGUGGAUCACUCUGAAAGAACGAGACCAAAUGAUUCCCACAGCCGUCUUCACCGUCAUGUGCUACAACGUACUGUGCGAUAAAUACGCCACGCGACAGCUGUACGGUUACUGUCCGUCCUGGGCUCUGAACUGGGAGUACAGGAAGAAGGGCAUCAUGGAGGAGAUCACCAACUGUGACGCCGACAUCAUCAGCCUGCAGGAGGUGGAGACGGAGCAGUACUACACUUUGUUUUUGGAAACACUAAAAGAGCGCGGCUACGACGGCUACUUCUGUCCCAAGUCUCGUGCCAAACUGGUGUCGGAACAGGAGAGGAAACACGUGGACGGCUGUGCGGUGUUCUUCAAGACCGAGAAGUUCACGUUGGUCCAAAAACACACCGUGGAGUUUAACCAGGUGGCCAUGGCCAACUCCGAGGGGUCAGAGGUCAUGCUGAACAGAGUGAUGACCAAAGACAACAUCGGGGUCGCCGUUCUCCUCGAGGUCAACAAGGACAUGUUCUCUGGUGGCAUGAAGCCGCCGCAGGAGAGGCAGCUGAUCCUGGUGGCCAACGCCCACAUGCACUGGGACCCCGAGUACUCGGACGUCAAGCUCAUCCAGACCAUGAUGUUCCUGUCUGAGCUCAAGAGCAUCGCCGAGAGGGCCUCGGGCUCCGUGGCGACCGGCUCGCCCACCUCCGACCCGUCCUCCAUCCCCAUCGUCCUGUGCGCUGACCUCAACUCGCUGCCCGACUCCGGUGUGGUGGAAUACCUGAGCAACGGAGGCGUGGCCGAAAACCACAAGGACUUCAAAGAGCUGCGCUACAAUGAAUGUUUGACCAACUUCAGCUGCAACGGCAAGAACGGCAACUCAGACGGAAGCAUCACCCACAGCUUCCAGCUGAAGAGCGCCUACGACAGCAAUCUGAUGCCUUACACCAACUACACAUACGACUUCAAGGGCGUAAUCGACUACAUCUUCUUCUCCAAGACCCACAUGAGCGUCCUGGGGCUGCUGGGACCGCUGGACAGCCAGUGGCUCGUCGACAACACCAUCACGGGCUGCCCCCACCCCCACAUCCCCUCGGACCACUUCUCCCUGCUGGCCCAGCUGGAGCUGCACCCGCCCCUGCCCCACCCGCUCGCCCCCCUCAACGGGCUGCACCUGCCGGUCCACAGGUAGUGAGUGCAGCCCGGCAGAGCCCCGCCCACCACCGCUAACCCCCCUCCCCCCCCUGCAGCUUUAUACACAGGACCCUGUACAGUUUACCAUGCUCCGACUCAGACACCAUCCAACCCUCACCUUCAUAAAGGAGUGAAGUAUUCGCCCGGUGUUGCUCCUUUUUGUGUUUUUGCACACUGUAAAUGUUUGUUUGUUUUUUUUUCCUUUUUUCCCCCCUCUUUCACCCUUCUGAAAAUGCUUGAUACCAAAUGUUGGACUUGGGAUGAAGUUGCUAUGGUAACCCCAACGUCAGUACCUUCCAGUGCUUCUCCUCCUAUAACUAAAUGCCUAAUACAAUCAGUGUCUUAGCAGGCGUUUCUACACAGAUGCAUCACCUUUGUGGGCUUCAAAUCAUCUUUAUAAAAACCAACACAGUCAUAUCGUAAUAACUCUAAAUCACAACACAGACGUUGUGUAAAAGGCAAAUAACUGACACUGACAGGUGUUUUUUAAUAAAAGGAGUCACACUACAAACAGCUGAACUGCACCAAUGAAUGUCAUACGAUGGAAUGAAAGGCUUGUUUAUGUCAUGUAAGCCAGGUCUUUAUUAUAUUUCAUACAAAACACUUUAUUUUUUUGUAUCUAAGAGAAAUCCGACAUGUUUUAAUGAUGUUAAAACACUGAUGCAGCCUCACAUUAAGGUAACUGACUCUAAAUUUGCACAUUUGAUACAGAAAAUGCUCUCACAGCUGCAGGAUUUUCUCACUUUGAGUGCUGGUUUGGCUUUUUCACAUUUUAAAACUACCUUUUCACAGGAUUAUCCUUCAAUAAGCCUAAAAGACUUAAUUUGAAGUCAUGCUACUACACUUAUAAAGUACGAAAGUGUUAUCUUUACAAUCCUGAACCUGAAAGACCCCUGAAACCAUAAUGACUACAUUUACAUGUGUCGUGUAUUCAGCAUAUUCCCUUUUAAAUAUUCUGAUUUAGGCUUUUUUCAAGCAAUUCAAGCCUUUUGGAGCUUGAUUUGCUUGUAUUAUUGUUGUUUUGUGGGGUAUUUUUGGACAGAGACAAAGAUCCUCUCUGGUAAAGAUGGACACUCCACAGAAAAAUCCACAUUUCAAACAGGUUUUUGGAUAUCAGCAAAUGUCAGAAACCUUUUCCAGAGCACUUAAAACUUUAGUCUUUUUCAGAAUGAAGGUGAAAACUGAAUACGCUGUUCAUGUAAAUGUAGUUGCACUCACGUCGAUGAACUAUUGUCACUUUUUUAGAACUACAGGUCUUGGUUUCCCUCUUUUUAUAUCACAUGGCUUCACAUUUGCAAACAUUACGAUGAGUAUUUUGCACUCAAGGAUUGUAAUUUGCAGCGUUAGAGGGUAAUAAAACAAUCAACUGAGGCUGAAAAUCCAAAAUUUUUUUUCUGUUAAACUUGCUUCCUUUUACAAAAUCUAAUUUUUUCCCUUAUAUAAAAGACCCUUUAGCACUUUUCCCUGCUUGCCAAAGACUUGUCCCCACUUGUGUUCUGCUGAAAACAAAAUGACGAAAGCAUUGAGAACAAAUCCUGGAGUCUCUUCUCCAGAUGCUGGCUAUAAAAUUGGUCGUCAGAGCCUUAUAAUGGCAGAUUCUUGUUGUACAUUUGUGUCAGACGAUUCAGAAUAAUAGCCCUUUAUGUAAGUUGGAACUCAGGGCUAUACUAUGCAAUCAGUAGAACCUCGUCAUACGAGGAAAAAACAAACAGUGUAAAAACAACACUGUAGAAGCACAGGACUUGGAUCAUGUAUGUACAUGUAUGUUGUGUAAAUUCCACAUUAUGCUGCUAAGUAUUUGGAAACACAUUGUCCAGUUUUUGAGCCGAUUAGCUGAACUUGUAAAGUCAAAUGUAAAUCGGGGCUGGGUAUCGUAGUGUCAGAGUUUCAACAGUGAAAACAGACAGGGUUUUCUAUAGAAGGCUGCACCACUUACCUCAGUCUGCAGAUGUUUUCACAUCUUCAUUGCUGCAGAUUUUUUCCGUUCCUGUGAA